This is a messenger RNA of Daphnia pulicaria, 1481 nucleotides long. RefSeq names its product transaldolase-like (gene Taldo). Gene Ontology annotation, molecular function: transaldolase activity. The coding region runs from base 299 to 1261 and encodes 320 amino acids. Gene Ontology annotation, biological process: carbohydrate metabolic process; pentose-phosphate shunt; pentose-phosphate shunt, non-oxidative branch. Gene Ontology annotation, cellular component: cytoplasm; intracellular anatomical structure. NCBI's taxonomy places the organism in Eukaryota, Metazoa, Arthropoda, Branchiopoda, Diplostraca, Daphniidae. The transcript is spliced from 9 exons. The record is from RefSeq and is a predicted model, not a curated record.
CCAACGAUAACAGGUUUCUAGUCAAGUACCGAGUUAAAUUGAGUGAAGGUCUAGUCGAUUUGUGGACUUAAAUUUCUCUUUUGCUCUAAUAAUCUCUUUACCACUGACUGCGGUCGAUCGAUUUCCUUUAAAUACUGAAAUAAAGUCACGUUAAGAUAGGCCAUCGGUUUCUGCCCUCCUUUUUUGCUUCGCUACUCACGUUGAACGGACGUUCUCUCUCUACGCUCUUACGCACAAUUUCUCUGCUGGACGUUUGUAUAACAUUCACUGUUCAAAAGUCAAUUCGAAAUCUUCAAAAAUGGCAUUGGAACAACUGAAAACGAUGACAAUUGUUGUGGCUGAUACUGGAGACUUUGAGACCAUGAUCAAGUACAAGCCUACUGAUGCUACCACAAACCCAUCUUUGCUUUUGGCUGCUGCCACUUUGCCUCAAUAUCAACAUCUUGUUCAGAAAGCUGUUGAUUAUGGCAAACAGCAGGAAGGGGACAAUGCUGAGAAGUUAGCUGCUACAAUGGACAAGCUCUUUGUCUUGUUUGGAGUUGAAAUUCUGAAAAUUGUUCCUGGCCGCGUUUCUACUGAAGUGGACGCCAGACUUUCUUUCGAUAAAGAGGGAAGCGUGAAGAAGGCUCUCAAGCUUAUCGAGUUGUACGCUGAAGAAGGUAUCGAGAAAGAAAGGGUUCUCAUUAAAUUGGCCUCGACCUGGGAAGGAAUUCAAGCCGCAAAGGAACUAGAAGAGAAGCACGAUGUUCACUGCAACUUGACGUUGCUGUUUAGCUUCUGCCAGGCAGUUGCGUGCGCCGAUGCUGGUGUUACUCUGAUCUCUCCUUUCGUUGGUCGUAUUUUGGAUUGGUAUGUGAGCAACACUUCUACUAAAUCGUAUGCUCCUGAAGACGAUCCUGGAGUUAAAUCAGUCACUCAGAUCUACAACUAUUACAAGAAGUUCGGUUACAAGACCGUAGUCAUGGGGGCGUCUUUCCGAAACACCGGCGAGGUAACUGCUCUUGCUGGAUGCGAUCUAUUAACUAUUAGCCCAAAGUUGCUGGAAGAAUUGGAUGCUAGCAGCGCAAGCGUCACUCGUCAACUUGAUGCAGAGCAAGCCAAAACAUGCGAUCUUGAACGCAUUUCUUUGGACGAGAAAGCUUUCCGUUGGAUGCUGAAUGAAGAUCAGAUGGCUACCGAUAAGCUCAGUGACGGCAUCCGUAAGUUUGCGGUCGACGCCGUCAAGUUGGAAACCUUUAUCAACGAAAAACUCAACGCUUAAAAUUUCCAGAUCCUAUGAAGAUCGAUAACUCAACCUUGAUUGUUGGUUUUUAGAGCGUAAGAAAUGUCAUAGAUUAUUCUUUCAACUGGAAAUUGUAGUUAUAAGAAUUUUACUACUAAUUUAAAAUUAAUCAGCAUACUCUAAGUCUCUAUUUUCUAUUUGGUGAUCAGUUUCAACAUUCCGUGGUUCUGCUCUAUUGAAUUACAAAGAAAUUAAACGU